AAAAUGGCCCAUACAAUCCACGUGAUCGCAACCUGUUUGAAGGUGAUAUCAGACUAACCGCUGACCAGUCACGUAACCUUGACCUUUACGGUGACCCUGAGUUAAGUGGUCCACGCGCAGCGACCAAUGAUAAAGCAAAACUGUGGCCUGGCGCAGUGAUUCCUUAUGAAUUGGAUUGUAGCGUUGCGAGUCUUGACUGGGGGGUACGUGCAAUCAAACAAGCAAUGUCCGCAUGGGAAGAGAAGACAUGUAUCAGGUUUAAACAACGAACAAAUGAAACAAACUACAUUUGGUUUUAUCGAUCCCUGGGGUGUUGGAGUGAGGUUGGGAUGGUUUAUGGCAGAAAGAAUUACUUGUCAAUGGGUCAAGGCUGUGAUUACAAGCACGUCAUGGUUCAUGAGCUUGGUCAUGCUAUUGGAUUCUGGCACGAACAGAGUCGUCCUGAUAGAGAUAGCUACAUCAGGGUAUUAUGGGAAAAUGUCGAUGACAGUAUGAAGUACAAUUUUGACAAGCGCAAGUGGGGGACGGAAGUAAUUGAUUAUAACGUACCUUACGAUUACUCGUCAAUCAUGCACUACCCAUGGACAGCAUUCUCCAAAAAUGGUAAAGAAACAAUCCAGCCAAUCAGAGACCUGAACGGUAAGCUGCCAUACAUUGCUCUUAGUGAUGAUGACGCAUUGCAAGCAAACAGAAUGUACAAGUGUCCAGGGCACAAAUUGGCUUCUACGAUAAAAGAACCACGAUCAAUUGAACUUAAGAAGUCAGAGAUUGAACAAAGAGCUGGAAAAUGCGCAGAUCGUUCAGAUAGAUGUGCGUCAUUUCUGGCGCAGGGACUGUGUGUAAAACACGCUAAAUCCAUGUUUUACUGGUGUCCCAAGACAUGUGGACAUUGUGUAUCAGCUUACUGCAAGAAUUAUAAAUUUGAGUGUAUUCAGUGGGCAAAUGAAGGGAAGUGCAAAACCGAAGAGGAUGAAAUGAAAUUUUAUUGUCCUUUGGCCUGCAAAAGGUGCAACAAAUGCACAAAGCCAAAGCCAACGCCAUCUCUUCCCCCAAGGACAGGUGUAGGUCUACGAUGCGUGGAUUUACUUGAUAAAUGCCCGGAAUAUGCUCACCUAAAGCAAUGUGGGACAUCACCGUGGGUCGACUACAAGUGCCGRAAAAGCUGUAGAACAAARUGUGAUACUUACCCAGUCAAACCUGACGGUGUUUGCACGCAACCUCUUGGGCUGGGAUGGCCUGGAAACUACAAACUCCCCGACGCAAAUUUCUUUGCCUCUACGAACUUUAUGCCAGGUGAUUGGAGCGCAGCUGCUAAAAAUGCUCGUUUGUACCAAGAAGAUAAUGCAUCUACAAAGCGAAUUGGUGCAUGGUGCGCUACAGACAGAGACAACCAGUUCGUUGGUGUUGACCUUGGGAAAGAGAUGAAGGUUGCUGCCAUUGCUACACAAGGCAGGGACGAUUCACACGAAGUCGUGCAGAAAUACAAACUCUCGUUCAGCGCUGAUGGUCAAAGAUAUCAUAUGUACAAGGAGAAUGGACAGGAGAAGGUUUUUGAAGGAAACUGCGAUUUCUUUACGCCUGUCAUCAACAAGUUUACGCCUACUCGUGCUCGCUAUGUAAGACUGCACGUGAUCAAGUCUAGCUAUCCAUGUGUUAGAAUGGAACUUUAUGGCUGCGAUAUUUAGUGCUGAAGCUCAAGGAUUUAUUUCUUCAGUCCAGUAAAAUUGCAGCAAUCAAGGAUGAAAUUUUAGUACUAUUAAUCAAACACAACUGUCAAAAAUAAAUCUUGAUUGUUUUACAGUCAAA
Exaiptasia diaphana is the source of this 1806-nucleotide messenger RNA. Its product is annotated as zinc metalloproteinase nas-13. Gene Ontology annotation, biological process: proteolysis. The record is from RefSeq and is a predicted model, not a curated record. Gene Ontology annotation, molecular function: metalloendopeptidase activity; zinc ion binding. NCBI's taxonomy places the organism in Eukaryota, Metazoa, Cnidaria, Anthozoa, Actiniaria, Aiptasiidae.